This is a messenger RNA of Jaculus jaculus (lesser Egyptian jerboa), 1395 nucleotides long. RefSeq names its product opsin 4 (gene Opn4). Gene Ontology annotation, biological process: G protein-coupled receptor signaling pathway; visual perception. Gene Ontology annotation, molecular function: G protein-coupled receptor activity. The record is from RefSeq and is a predicted model, not a curated record. Gene Ontology annotation, cellular component: membrane. The transcript has 10 exons. Bases 1 to 1395 code for a protein of 464 amino acids. NCBI's taxonomy places the organism in Eukaryota, Metazoa, Chordata, Mammalia, Rodentia, Dipodidae.
AUGAACCCUCCGUCGGGGACAAGAGUCCUGCCCGGCCUGGCCCAGGAGUGGAACAGCACCCAGAAAAAUGUCUCCUCUGCCAGACUUCACUUUCCGCCUGUUAACACCACGGUGGCUGGGGCUCAGGCUGCUACCUGGGUCCCCUUCCCCACGGUCAAUGUUCCAGACCAUGCCCACUAUAUCCUGGGGACGGUGAUCCUGCUGGUGGGGCUCACAGGGAUACUAGGCAAUCUGACUGUCAUCUACACCUUCUGCAGGAGCAGAAGCCUGAGGACACCAGCCAACAUGUUCAUUAUCAACCUGGCUGUCAGCGACUUCUUCAUGUCAGUCACGCAGGCCCCGGUCUUCUUUGCCAGCAGCCUCUACAGAAGGUGGCUCUUCGAGGAGGCAGGCUGCAAGUUCUAUGGCUUCUGUGGGGCGCUCUUUGGCAUCACCUCCAUGAUCACCCUGACCGCCAUAGCCCUGGACCGCUACCUGGUGAUCACACGUCCCCUGGCCACCAUCGGGGCAGCAUCCAAGAGACGGACGGCGCUUGUCCUGCUGGGUGUCUGGCUCUAUGCCCUGGCCUGGAGUCUGCCCCCUUUCUUUGGCUGGAGUGCCUAUGUCCCCGAGGGGCUGCUGACCUCCUGCUCCUGGGACUACAUGACUUUCACGCCCGCGGUGCGUGCCUACACCAUGCUGCUGUUCUGCUUCGUGUUCUUUCUCCCGCUGCUCCUCAUCAUCCACUGCUACGUCUUCAUCUUCAAGGCCAUCCGCGAGACAGGCCGGGCUUGUGAGGGCUGUGGCGAGUCCCCUCAGCGGCGGAGGCAGUGGCAGCGGCUGCAGAGUGAAUGGAAAAUGGCCAAGGUGGCGCUGUUGGUCAUCCUCCUCUUUGUACUCUCCUGGGCCCCCUACUCCACGGUGGCUCUGGUGGCUUUCUCUGGGUAUGCACACGUCUUGACACCCUACAUGAACUCGGUGCCAGCUGUUAUUGCCAAGGCCUCUGCCAUCCACAACCCCAUCGUUUAUGCCAUCACCCACCCUAAGUACAGGAUGGCCAUUGCUCAGCACCUGCCCUGCCUAGGGGCACUUCUGGGCAUGUCGGGCCAGCGCAAGCGCCCCUCCCCCAGCUACCUGUCAACUCAGCGCUCCACACUGAGCAGCCAGGCCUCCGACGUCAGCUGGAUCUCUGGCCGGAAGCGUCAGGAGUCCCUGGGCUCUGAGAGUGAGGUGGGCUGGACGGACACAGAGGCAACCGCUGCAUGGGAAGUUGCCCAGCAAGCGAGUGGACGGUCUCCCUGUAGUCAGGGGUUGGAAGACAAGGAAAUCAAGACUCCUCCAAGGUCCCAGGGACAAGAAGCCAAGACUCCCAGGAAGACCAAAGGGCACCUUCCCAGCCUGGACCCCAGGCUGUAG